This is a messenger RNA of Papaver somniferum (opium poppy), 2365 nucleotides long. Its product is annotated as protein MAIN-LIKE 1-like. The transcript has 5 exons. The coding region runs from base 195 to 2144 and encodes 649 amino acids. Gene Ontology annotation, biological process: meristem maintenance; meristem development. NCBI's taxonomy places the organism in Eukaryota, Viridiplantae, Streptophyta, Magnoliopsida, Ranunculales, Papaveraceae. The record is from RefSeq and is a predicted model, not a curated record.
AGCCAACUUAGAUUGGUAAUGUAAGUUGGCUUAAAUCUAGCACAUAAUAUUCCACGACCAAUUAAAAAUCAUUUAAAAAGAAUUUACAUCAAUUAUAUUCUCAUCAGAAAAUCCUAACUUAGUUUUCUCCGCAAUUGUGAAUCUUCUGCGUUCUCUUCAACCCUUCAUGCAUUAUUUUGGCGAAUAAAAAGGAAAUGCAAAGCUUGUUGGGCUUGACAUAUUGUGAUCUCAUUAUAAAUUUUAGUUAUGCUUCUAAGAUCAAAUUCAAUGCAAAAUUCGACAAACAAAGGUUUACAAAAAGAAAGAGAAAAAGGGUUCCAUCAUCUCUUCGAAGGGUUGAUCAACCUCCAAAUGAAGAGAUUGUGGAAGAAAUACACGAAGAUACAGUGGAAGAGAAUGAUAGGGAUGACGAUGAAGAAGAGGAUAUUGGUGAAGUGAAAAGUGAUGAGGAUGAUGUUAGUGGAGCUUUGUCAAGUACUUCACAGUCGAAAAGAGAUGAGAGUAAUGGCAAACCGGCGGUUGAAGCAACUGCAUUCUCCGGACAACCUAUAGAUCCAAGUCUUUUAUGCUAUUAUGGAGACCACAUUGCACGAUUAGUGUGGGAAAUUUCGAAUCCAAGAAAAAACCCGAGACCAUUGCUUAGACUCCAGCAACACCAAGACAUGGUUAAAACAAUGUGGCCUAUUGAUAAAGAGUGUGUCAAAGUUCAAGAGCAUGUUCAAAAGAGUGGUUUGUACCCAUUAAUCAAGCAUGGCCAUGAUAAGAUUGAUCGUGCUCUUAUCAACGCAUUUUGUGAGCGUUGGUAUCCAGAGACCAACACGUAUCAUCUACCUUUUGGUGAAAUGACACCAACAAUUGAAGAUGUUGAGCGCAUCACCGGACUAGCUGCUAAAGGAGAAAAUGUUGAUGGGAAGUUUUCAGGGAAGAGCAUGACUUGGGAGAAUAUGUAUGCUUUGAUUAAAAGAACUCUUGGAAAAACUAAGGCACAAAUCCAGAAAGACAAGGCAUUGGGUGGAAUUGACAAGAAAUUAGAAAAAAGAUUAAAGCUUAAAUGGUUAAGGGAUAAGUUUAAGAGUAAAGAGAAUGAUUCAAAGAAGAGGAAAGAGCAAUGUGCUAGAGCAUACCUCCUUUAUGUAAUUGGCUCUAUUAUAUGCAGCGAUAAAUCAGGGGCAAGUGUUCAUGUUUAUUUCUUACAAUGUUUAGAAGAUUUAAACAGAGUUAAUACUUACUCUUGGGCUACAGCUUGUUUGGCUUGGAUAUAUCAUCAUUUGGGCCAAGGUUCUCGAAGUGAGGUGUCUUCCAUGGCUGGUUGUAUGACUGUCCUUCAGGUAUGGGUGUAUGAUCACUUCCCGAUUCUUGAGAGACACGAUAUUAAAAGUGGAUAUGAAAAAUGUGAUCCUCGAGCAGCAUUAUAUGUAGCAAAACAACCGGAAAGAAACCUUGACCUUGAGUUGGUUGAGUUGCGCGAAAAACUUGAUGACCUUACAGUAGACGAAGUUACAUGGGAUCCCUAUAAGUUGAUGCGAGAUGGUUCUGUUCCUCAAAUUGCUCACUACAUAGGACCACUUAAAUGUUUCGAGGUGGUCGAGUGGCAUAAUCCCAACAGAGUGUUGCGACAAUUUGGUGCGAUCCAGGAUGAACCCAGUGAUGUUUUCCUUGAUAAGAAUAAAACAGUCUCGAAGCCCAGAAGUUUUCGGUCUUAUUAUCCAUGUUUGGAUGGGCAUAAUUGUAGCGUAUGGGAUAAAAGUUCUAUAUCUGAGCAUAUUUUACAAUCCAGAGUUAUAAAUCCAUGGGAUUGCAAGGAUGGAUACAUGGAUUGGUUUUCGAAAGUAUCUCACACCCGAGUUGCUAAUCUUUUUCCCAGGAAUCCUGCCAAAGCUUUUAUCCAAGGAGAACAAACCAAAGCUGCAUUAAUAAAACGGAACAUUGGAAAGAUAUUGGAUGUGGUAUCCAGCUCUGGAGCUAAAGAUGAGCCGAUAAGCCCUUCAACCAAAGCUCGAAUAAUCUCAAUGCUCGAGAAUGUGGAUAACCCUCAUACUCCGCAUCUUUUUCUUCAUGAAGAUGACAUCCCUGGCGCUAAUUGGUAUAAGACUCAAGACAAGAAGCAGAAAAAAUGCAAGAAAAGGAGUUUACAGUCACUUUAAACUAAUACAAAUCAUCAUUCGUAACUGGCAUGUAGUAAAAAGGAGUUUACAGUCACUAUGUUUCACUGUGUUCCUCAUUGUGUAAUUCAUUUUUUUCUUUUUUUUGAAACUGUAAGAUUGAAAUUAAUUAGGAAGAAGUGUUUACAAAAUCUUUAUCCACCUGCAACUGAUGUCGAAUGUUACUAGGUGGAUCCAUUAACGAAACACUACUUAAUCUCUCA